CGCCAUUUUGUGUUCAGAGCCGCUACAGCUGCCGGCGGUGUGGGAAGUAGGUGGCGGAGACAGGAAGCCCAGGAUGGCGGAGACUCUGGCAGGGCCGGGCGACUCGGGUUCUGACACGGCCGCCGUCGACUCGAACGCCUCAGAGACCGGGACGCGGCGGCUCAGCGAUCUGCGGGUUAUCGACCUGCGGGCGGAGUUGAAGAAGCGGAACCUGGACACGGGUGGCAACAAGAGCGCCCUGAUGGAGCGGCUCAAAAAGGCUGUUAAGGAAGAAGGGCAAGAUCCUGAUGAACUUGAUAUAGAGUUAGAUGUCACCAGCAAGAAGACAACAAAGAAAUGUGUUAAAGGACAGAAGAUAGAGGAGGAAGGCACAGAAGAUAAUGGCCUGGAGGAAGAUUCCAGAGACGGGCAGGAGGAUAUGGAAGCAGGUUUGGAGAACUUGCAGAAUAUUGACAUGAUGGAUAUUAGUGUGCUAGAUGACACCGAAGUUGAUAAUGGCAGUGCUCCAGACUUUGGGGAAGAUGGCACAGACAGCAUUCUCUAUUCCCUUUGCGACAGCAAAGACUACGUGGCUGCACAGCUGAGACAACUUCCAACUCAACUCACAGAACAUGCUGUGGAUGGGGAAGGCUUCGGGGACACUUUGGAUGCUUCGUCACUGGACUUCAAAGUAACUCCGGAUAUUGAAGAACCUCUAUUGGAGCCAGAAAAUGAGAAAAUACUCGACAUUUUGGGGGAAACUUGUAAAUCUGAGCCAGGAAAAGAAGAAGGUUCCGAGCUGGAGCAGCCAUUUGCACAGGAAACAAGUAGCGUGGGGCCAGACAGAAAGCUCGCGGAGGAAGAGGACCUUUUUGACAGCGCUCAUCCGGAGGAGGAGCAGGAGGAGGGUGAUUUAGAUUUGGCCAGCGAGUCAACACACGCUCAGUGGAGCAAGGCAGACAGCCUGUUAGCGGUAGUGAAAAGGGAGCCGGAGGAGCAGACAGGCGAUGGCGAGAGGACGGACUGUGAGCCUGUAGGGCUAGAGAAGCCAGUUGAGCAGAGUAGUCAAGCCGCAGAGGACGCGGACGCCUCUGGCGAGGAGGUGGCAGAAGCGCCCCGGGAAGCCUCAAGCCCUGAGCCCAGAGAUAGCAAAGAAGACGUGAAGAAGUUUGAUUUUGAAGCUUGUAAUGAAGUCCCUGCGGCUCCUAAAGAGUCCUCAACCAGUGAGGGCGCUGAUCAGAAAAUGAGCUCUUUUAAGGAAGAAAAAGAUAUAAAGCCAAUCAUUAAAGACGAAAAAGGUCGUGUCAGCAGCAGUUCUGGUAGGAACCUGUGGGUUAGUGGACUGUCUUCAACCACACGAGCGACUGAUCUGAAGAACCUUUUCAGCAAAUACGGAAAGGUCGUCGGGGCCAAAGUGGUCACCAAUGCCCGCAGUCCUGGGGCGCGCUGCUAUGGCUUUGUCACCAUGUCGACGUCGGACGAGGCUACCAAGUGCAUUAACCACCUUCACAGAACAGAGCUGCACGGAAGAAUGAUCUCCGUAGAGAAGGCCAAAAAUGAACCUGCUGGGAAAAAGCUGUCUGAGAGAAAAGAGUGUGAAGUGAAGAAGGAAAAAUCAUCUAGUGUUGACAGGCAUCAUUCUGUGGAGAUCAAAACUGAAAAAACCAUAAUUAAGAAGGAAGAGAAGAGCGAGAGAAAGGAGGAAAAGAAGCCUGGAGACAUUAAAAAAGAAGAAAAAGACCAAGAUGAGCUGAAACCUGCACCUCCCAGCCGGUCCAGAGUCACGAAAUCAGGAAGCAGAGGAAUGGAGCGGACAGUCGUGAUGGACAAGUCCAAAGGCGAGCCCGUCAUCAGCGUGAAAACCACGAGCAGAUCCAAAGAGAGAAGCUCCAAGAGUCAGGACCGCAAGUCAGAAAGCAAAGAGAAGAGAGACAUCUUGUCGUUUGAUAAAAUCAAAGAGCAGCGGGAGCGCGAGCGCCAGAGGCAGCGGGAGCGGGAGAUCCGGGAGACGGAGAGGCGGCGGGAGCGGGAGCAGCGGGAGCGGGAGCAGCGCCUGGAGGCCUUCCACGAGAGGAAGGAGAAGUCCCGGCUCCAGCGGGAGCGCAUGGAGCUCGACUGCCAGCGGCAGCGGCUAGAGCGUGAGCGCUGGGAGCGGGAGCGGCUGGAGCGCGAGCGCAUGCGUGUGGAACGUGAGCGCCGGAAGGAGCAGGAGCGCAUCCACCGCGAGCGCGAGGAGCUGCGGCGCCAGCAGGAGAAGCUGCGCUACGAACAGGAGCGGCGGCCAGCCUUCCGGAGGCCCUACGACGUGGAUGGCCGGCGAGAUGAUGUCUACUGGCCAGAAGGAAAACGGGCGGCGCUGGAGGACAGAUACCGCUCAGACUUCCCGCGGCCAGAGCACCGCUUCCACGACUUCGACCACCGCAGCCGGGGCCAGUACCAGGACCACGUGGUUGACAGGAGGGGAAGUUCCAGGUCACUGAUGGGUGAGCGAGACGGGCAGCACUACUCCGAUGAGCGCCACAGUCACGGGGGGCCCCCAGAGCGCCACAGCCGGGACUCCCGCGACGGCUGGGGGGGCUACGGCCCGGACAAGAGGCUGAGUGAAGGCCGGUCGCUGCCGUCUGCACCCAGGGGUGGACGCGACUGGGGAGAGCACAGCCAGAGGCUAGAAGACCACCAGGACCGCGCCUGGCAGGGCAGCGUGGACUCGAGCACGGCCGGCCGAGACCACGCGCGGUGGCAAGGAGGUGGUGAGAGAGGCCCGUCAGGCCCUGCGGGGCCGGGGCAUGUGGCGAGCCGGGGCGGCAUGUCGGGGUAAGGCGUGUUGUCCGAGGAGGAGAGUGCUUCGUUCCUGCUACUUCCGCCCCCUUUUGUGUGUGUUCACCUUGCCGGGUUGUGUGUUUUGGGCACAUAGCGUCCUCGCCCUGCAGCCCCCGGAACGCACGGCGUGCCUACGGGGUCUCUCGCCUGGAGAAAGCCAGUGUGCCCGGGGCUGCCGCGGGCACCGAGCAGUGUGGCCGAGAAACGCGGAGCGCUUCAAGGGACCCUUCCUACUUUGUUCCUAGGCGAGGCGGCUUUGCACAGGGUGGACAUUCCCAGGGCCACGUGGCGCCAGCUGACGAACUGGAAGGUGGAGGACUGGCCGGCCAGGAC
Trichechus manatus latirostris (Florida manatee) is the source of this 3132-nucleotide messenger RNA. RefSeq names its product scaffold attachment factor B2 (gene SAFB2). Gene Ontology annotation, biological process: regulation of mRNA processing; regulation of androgen receptor signaling pathway; regulation of transcription by RNA polymerase II. Gene Ontology annotation, molecular function: RNA binding; sequence-specific DNA binding. Gene Ontology annotation, cellular component: nucleus. The record is from RefSeq and is a predicted model, not a curated record. Bases 74 to 2797 code for a protein of 907 amino acids. NCBI's taxonomy places the organism in Eukaryota, Metazoa, Chordata, Mammalia, Sirenia, Trichechidae. The transcript has 20 exons.